Molecule: messenger RNA, 2425 nt
Organism: Boleophthalmus pectinirostris (great blue-spotted mudskipper)
Lineage: Eukaryota; Metazoa; Chordata; Actinopteri; Gobiiformes; Gobiidae
Gene: dus2
Product: dihydrouridine synthase 2
Exons: 15
Coding region: 88-1620 (510 amino acids)
Biological process (GO): tRNA dihydrouridine synthesis
Cellular component (GO): cytoplasm
Molecular function (GO): tRNA dihydrouridine synthase activity; flavin adenine dinucleotide binding; tRNA binding
Source: RefSeq, a predicted model, not a curated record
ACAAUAAUUUAUUUCUUGAAGAUUUGACUUUACGUGGUGUAGGUGUCAAUUAAGGCUAUUGAUGUAUUGUCAUUUAUUUCACACAAAAUGAAUGGCUGUUAUGGCUUGUAUAGCAGGACCCUAACCACCAUGCCUGGAAGAUUGAGCUUCAGUAACAUCACUGCCCUUGCCCCAAUGGUCCGAGUGGGGACUCUGCCUAUGAGGCUUUUGGCUUUGGACUAUGGAGCUGAUGUAGUCUACUGCGAGGAGCUGAUUGAUAUUAAAAUGGCCCAAUGUCAGAGAGUGGUUAAUGAGGUGCUGGACACAGUGGAUUUUGUUGCUCCAGAUGACAGAGUGAUGUUCAGGACAUGUGAGAGAGAAAAGGACAGAGUCGUCUUCCAAAUGGGGACAGCUGAUCCAGACAGAGCCUUGACUGUGGCAAAGCUUGUUGAACAGGAUGUAGCUGCAAUUGAUGUAAAUAUGGGCUGUCCCAAAGAGUACUCCACUAAGGGUGGGAUGGGAGCUGCUCUUCUCUCAGAUCCAGAUAAAAUUGAAUCAAUUCUCAGAAAAUUGGUUGAAGGAGUAAACAAGCCAGUCACAUGCAAAAUUCGGAUCCUACCCUCGCUGGAAGACACAAUCAAUCUAGUUCAACGUAUUGAGAUGACUGGUGUAUCAGCUAUUGGUGUACAUGGCAGAUUCAAAGAUGAGCGUCCCAGGCACCCAGUCCAUUGUGAUUACAUUCAAGCUGUAGCUAAAGCUGUUUCUAUUCCCGUCAUUGCCAAUGGUGGCUCUCUGGACUUGGUGAAGACUUACACAGAUAUAGAGGAGUUUAGGAAAGCUUCGGGAGCAUCGUCUGUGAUGUUGGCCCGAGCUGCAAUGUGGAACCCCUCAGUGUUCAGCCCCAAAGGUCUGUUACCAGUGGAGACGGUCAUGGAGGAAUACCUUAAAUAUGCAAUCAGAUAUGACAACCACGCCUUCAACACAAAGUACUGUCUGUGUCAGAUGCUCCGAGACAAAGUAGAGACUCCUCAGGGAAAACUGGUCCAAGCAGCUCAAACCAACGCUGAGUUCAGUGUGGCAUAUGGACUACAGGAGUACUUCCAGAAGGUGCAGGAGGAGCUGCAGGCCAAACGCGAUGCUCUUCAGAGUCACUGCCUCCAGAAUCGGCCCAUAAUGGAUGGAGAUGUGCUCACUAUGGCUGUGAAAUUUGAGAGGAGAGAGUAUCCACCCCAGAUUACACCCAAGAUGUUCCUUCUGGAGUGGAGCCGCAAAGAGAAAUUGGAACAACCCUCGUAUGAGACUGUGCAACGGACUCAGGACAGAGCAUUUCAAUCGACAGUGACUGUAGCAAAGAAGAAAUACAGAUCUUCAUUGUGGGAGAAAUCAAAGAAGUUUGCAGAACAAGCCGCUGCUAUAGUGUGCCUGAGAGUGUUGGGGAUACCAGAAGGACGUAUUGGAGAAGAGGAGUCUGGUCUGGUUUGUAAAAGGAAGCGGGAGAUUAAAGGAAUGAACGGUUCUGAUGAAGAGGGCAGCAAAAAGCGCCAUCUGGUGGAUAGUCGGGAAGAAACUGAAAUUACAAAGACACAGUUGGUCACAAAUGGUGACCGUCACACACCAAACUCAGAGCAGACCAAGAAUUAGAACUAGGAGGCUGCCAGAGACUGCACUGAACAGGACUUUUAAAUAGAGACCUCUGUCAAUUAUUUUACCUUUUUGUUUUAUUUUUAUAAUUAUUUGGGCAAAAUUUAAAAUUAAACAAAUCUUUAUGAAUGAUUGCCUUGGUUAGUGAUAAUAAAAUAAAUUUCUUUGCCAGUAGUGUAAAAGUAUAUUCAGAACCUUAAAUAUCAAGCAUAUAAAUCAUUUUCAGUUCAGAUGAAAAACUUAUAAUUUAUAAUUGCCUGGUGAAAGCUUUAGUUUUAGUAAUGAACUAGUGGUAUUGUGAAUGAUACAGAAGGAAUGACAUUAAAAUGUGGGACACAAAUUUUUGAAAACCAGCAAAAUGCCUUACAUGAGCUUUCACAUUUUGUAAUUUAUUUUGUCAAACAUCUCGGUACAGAUUUCAAGAUAAGAUGGUUUGAAUAUGUUUACAUCUGGCUUAUGUAAGCAAUUAUGGGCGUAUUUCCCAAACUUGGUCAACUAUUGCAAAAUAAUUUUGGGUAAUUGUAGUUUGAAUUAUGUAUAAGCUAUAAAAAUUACAUUGAAAUAGGUGUGCCUUCCUUACAGUAGCCUUAUUACAAAAGUUAGUUAUUAUUUAUUAACAAUCAACUAUUACCUCUUAAAGUUCAACCUUUUUUGUUACAAAGCCACUCAUUGUUCUGUAAUUUAUAAAGGUUGAUCAUUUCACAACUUUACAUGAUGACCCUGGAAAACAAAGCAUGUUUUUGUUUAUUUUAAUUUUUGUUAUAAAAACAAAUGCUGCAUGAUAUUAAAAGGUUUACUCCAAUAA